AGCCUCCUCAUUCAUUAUCUUUCACAUGGUCUCUUAUCAUUGCAGCCCCUAGAAAAUGCCUCAGAACGAGUACAUCGAGCGUCACCGUAAGCUGUACGGUCGGCGUCUCGAUUAUGAGGAACGAAAGCGAAAACGAGAGGCUCGUGAGCCCCACAAAAGGGCCCAUCAAGCCCGCACCCUCCGGGGUAUCAAAGCCAAGAUAUUCAACAAGGAGAGACGAAACGAGAAGAUCCAGAUGAAGAAGAAGAUAAAGGCUCACGAGGAGAAGAAGGUGAAGGAGAAGAGCGAGGGUGCACCCGAGGGAGCUCUCCCUGUCUAUCUACUCGAUCGAGAUGUCACCCAGAGGUCCAAGGUCCUCUCCAACAUGAUCAAGCAGAAGAGGAAGGAGAAGGCGGGCAAGUGGGAUGUGCCUAUACCCAAAGUCAAGGCUCAGUCCGAGUCUGAAGUAUUCAAGGUUGUCAAGACUGGAAAGUCUAGGAGAAAGUCGUGGAAGAGGAUGGUGACGAAGGUGACGUAUGUUGGGGAAAAUUUCACCAGGAAACCACCGAAAUUCGAGAGAUUCAUCAGGCCUAUGGCUUUGAGAUUCAAGAAGGCACAUGUCACUCAUCCUGAACUCAAGGCCACCUUUUGUCUACCUAUUAUUGGAGUUAAGAAGAAUCCCAGCUCGGCCAUGUACACGUCAUUGGGUGUUAUCACCAAGGGUACUGUCAUCGAGGUCAAUAUCUCGGAGCUCGGUCUUGUCACGCAGUCGGGGAAGGUCGUUUGGGGAAAAUUCGCCCAAGUUACCAAUAAUCCGGAGAAUGAUGGGUGUAUCAAUGCAGUUUUACUUGUUUAGUGAUAAGAAUUUUUAUUGUCAUGGUUUGGAAAUAAAGAGGAAUUUUUUUCACAUGA
This is a messenger RNA of Fopius arisanus, 891 nucleotides long. It is a transcript of the gene Ip259, whose product is annotated as NSA2 ribosome biogenesis factor-like IP259. Gene Ontology annotation, biological process: maturation of 5.8S rRNA; maturation of LSU-rRNA. The coding region runs from base 56 to 835 and encodes 259 amino acids. NCBI's taxonomy places the organism in Eukaryota, Metazoa, Arthropoda, Insecta, Hymenoptera, Braconidae. The record is from RefSeq and is a predicted model, not a curated record. The transcript has a single exon. Gene Ontology annotation, cellular component: preribosome, large subunit precursor; nucleolus.